Molecule: messenger RNA, 3030 nt
Organism: Psilocybe cubensis
Lineage: Eukaryota; Fungi; Basidiomycota; Agaricomycetes; Agaricales; Agrocybaceae
Exons: 17
Coding region: 1-3030 (1009 amino acids)
Biological process (GO): transcription by RNA polymerase III
Cellular component (GO): transcription factor TFIIIC complex
Molecular function (GO): protein binding
Source: RefSeq, a predicted model, not a curated record
AUGCAUCGUCUUAGCACUUCGAUUGCUUGCUGGGAAGAUGAAGCAGAUCUCACCGAGGACUCUGAAAAUGACGACGAGACCAGCGAAGAGUCGUCCGAAGAUUCAGGAUCUGACGAGGAAGUACCUACAGUAGCGGAAGUUCGAGCGGAGCAAGAGAUUGAGGGUGACUUUGACCGCCUCGUUCAAAACAUUCGCCUUCGGGAUGGAUCCGCGUCGUCUGGUACUAGCCUAUUGUCAAAAGACUGGGAUUUUGACUUGGCAGAACGAGAUCAAGAGUUCAAGGAUGAUCUACGGGAGGCCUCGGGAAUAGGAAGAAAGCGAAAGAAGAAGGGACGCUCUUCGGGUCCUGUUUUGUCUCAGCAAGUGAAGGCUCUCAUCGGCGAAGGUAAUCAGGCCUAUGUGGACAACAACAUUCCCGAGGCUAUUCGUAUCAUGCAAGAGGUUAUAAGAAUUGAGCCUCGAGCAGCUUCCGCGUGGUCAGUACUAGCACAAUGUUAUGAAGAUAUGAAGGAGGAUCAAAAGGCACUGCAACUUCGAAUCAUGGCUGCCCAUCUGAGCCAUGAUGCCGAAGAAUGGGAUCGCCUAGCGCGUCAAUCACGAGAACACGGAUACAAACAACAAGCACUGUAUUGCUAUCGCAAAGUUUACAGCUUAGACCCGACGAAUGUCCACGCACUCUGGGAUCGAGCAUCAUUGGCGAAGGAAAUGGGCGAUUUGCGGACGGCACGCAACGCGUUCCUGGGCAUCCUAAAGCGCGUUCCGCACGAUCUCAGUGUACUUCGUGAACUUCAUACCAUUCUCGUUGAACUCUCCGAUUUUCCCACUUGUGCAUCUCUCCUUCAAGAUGCUAUGGAUUUUUACAUGCAAACCUGCCCGUCGGGUUAUACAGACGGUAUAUCCGGAGGCUGCUUCUCCAAUAUGGAUUUGUUACUCCUUGCGGAUCUGUACAAUGUCAUGGGAGAGCAUGGGCGAGCUGUGGAAACAAUUCGUCGUGGUACUCGAUGGCUUCAGGGAAGGUCGGACCAGAAAUACUGGGACUUAUGCGAAGAUGACAGAGAGUAUGAUACGGAAGAGUGGCCACCUCGAGUUGUACCUGAUGAAGGUAAUGCUGUACCAGCAGGACACCAUGAUUUGGAUCCGAAUGCCAGACAUCGACUGGCUGUGGCACGAAUCAAAAUGGGAGAUAUCGAAGAAGGAAAGCUCCACGCCAACUGUGUACUUUCUGAAGAUGUUUUGGAUUAUUCAGUCUUGUUCGCAGAAAUUGCGGACGCAUAUUUCGAGCGUGGAAUGUUUGCUGAAGCAAAGCCUAUCUACGAGCUACUAGGCGGCAACCUGGCAACCACGAGUAUCUAUAUCUUACUGCAGACCGCGGCUUGCAUGAGAAACGUAGACGAACUACGGGAUGCGGCCGAAGUCUACGAACAAGUGCGACUUGCUGAUCCCACCAAUAAUGAUGCUAAGAUGAAGCUAGCUGAAAUAUACGAAAUUAUGAAUGAACCACGAAAAGCACUAGACCUCGUUUACGAAGUCAUCGAUUCGCGCAAAAAGAAGGGAAAAUCGACUGCAAGUAAUCAACCAGAAGAUCCAACCAAUGCAAGCGGGACCUCGCUAUUUGCUGAGGACAAAGUGACUUCAAAGACUAAAGGCACCUCAAAUCGCGCCGCGCGGUUGACGCACGCACAGUUGAAAGAGUUAGAGAUGCAAAAAGAGAAGGAGGUGGUGAGAGGGUAUCAACGUAUGCGGGCCAUUUGGGCUGCUAUGCUAGCCGACGAUCCAGACGCUGAACGAGAAUGGAUGAUGGAGGCUGAAAAAUUGGUAGACAUGUUCCGAGAAACAAGGAAUUUGUUUCUGACGAGCCGAAAUAACCCAUUUCGUGGCAUGUUUCCGCGCAGUCGGGCGCGGAAACAGCAAGUGGCAACUGAAGCAGACGAAGAACGAAUGGCGUCUCGUCUUCAACUUGAUCUUGAACGUGACAGUCUUGCACGUAAAUCAGCCAAAAGUGGUGAAAAAGUUGUCGGAGUGAAUAUUUUCCGCGGAAUAUCAUUUGAUGAUUGGUUGCGUAUUUUCAUGCAGUAUUGCUUUAUAUUGACGAGACGGGGACAAUACGAUACCGCUGAGGAAAUUCUUCGACACAUCAUGGUCUCAAAUGCGUAUCAAGCCAAAGAACGCCAGGACUCGAUACGCCUUGCUCUCAUCACAUGUGCUAUUGCCGGUGAACGCCAUGACAUCGUCGUGGAACAAGCCAGGAAGCUGAUAACGCAUCAUCAAUUCAAUAAUGAGCCAUUACGCAUACUUAUGUCAUCGCUUGCGAGCGGUUUGCGAAGCACAGAUGCGUUUAUCACUUCUACCCUGCAGAAACACCUUUUCCGCGAAAUGAAAUUAUCAGACACAGCAGCCAAAAAUCCUGAAAUAUUGAAGUGGAAUCCAUUGAAUAAGCGCUAUGCUCCUACAGGACAAAACAAAUCUGCAGAACCUGAGGAUGACGAUCAGGAAGAUGACGCUCCUAGUGUCGACGACGUUUCCGUGUUGAAUGACAGAUCCGGCCUGCCUGAAAUCCCUACUAAAGAGAACCCGGUGAUUGUUGCUAUCUACGGGCAGAUCUGCGUUGCGGCGAAGAGCUAUCAAAGCGCAAUUUUUUACUUGCUUCUGGCUUAUGACUACUGCCCCGAUGACCCCAUGAUUUGCUUGUGCCUAGCUAUUGCCUCAAUUGGACGUGCAAUGCAGCGGCAGUCCGACAACAGGCACCAUCUUGUCAUCCAGGCUAUGGCCUUCCUUUCCAAAUACCGAAAACUACGAGGGACCCAUGACGCCGGAGUACGAGAAGUAGAAUUUAACUUUGCUAGGACUUUUCAUCAGCUUGGCCUGUAUUCACAUGCAGUCAAGCACUAUGAACGCGUUCUUGAAAUGGCUGAGAGACACGGUGAUGACCUUUUCGCCCGGGAAUCUGCGUACAACUUGUCUUUGAUUUUCGUAUUCACGGGAGCUACUCCUCUAGCAGACGCCUUGUAUCGCAGAUGGCUCUCGGUUUAA